AUGUCACCUUAUGCAAUAUAUUUGACGGAAGAUGAUCAGAAAGCUUUAUUCGAAUUGAUAACUGAAGCAAGAAAGGAAGGUGCUGACGAAGGAACUAUCAAAGGUUAUAUGUAUAAAUAUAUACAAAAACUCCUUUCGCCAGAGAAAUAUAAAGAGUUCACAGCAGCAAAUGAAGAAUUUGAAGAAGAAAGGCGCCGAAAUGUAUGUAGAUCAGAUUCCCGACAGCCCAAGACUGGAUGGGAGAUUCCUCAGAAAGUGAUAAAGAAUAAUAAGUACUUGCCAAUCAACCAAAUGUCGUAG
Messenger RNA from Dracunculus medinensis (Guinea worm), 300 nucleotides. The record is from the annotation of a GenBank genome assembly. NCBI's taxonomy places the organism in Eukaryota, Metazoa, Nematoda, Chromadorea, Rhabditida, Dracunculidae.